CUUUUGCUCUCGUCAAUCUACACAUUGCGCGUCAGCCUACAGCCCACAGCAGCGCGCUCCCCAGCAUGCGGCGACAUUGGGCAGAUCGCUGGCAACCGCGCCACAGCGGCGGCCCACACCUCGGCGUCGUCCUCAUGGUGGCGCUCGCACUGGCCUUCCUCCCCCUCGCGCUAGGCGCCGCCGACAAGUGCGUGCGCAAGGCCGACGCGCCAGACAUCAACCGCAUGUUCACGGACGGCGGGCCGGGCACCAAGGUGUGGCUGUGCCCUGGGGUCACGUACCGCAUCACGUCGACAAUCACAUUUACGGCCGCAGACCAGCAACUCGCGACGCUGGGGUACAAGUCUGGCUCUGAGCGCGCCGUGCUCAAGAUUGACAACCCGGCGCUCGCGACUGCUAUCCAGGGCGACUGUCGGCGCUGUGCGCGCGUCUCGAUCCGCAACGUCGUCGUUGACGGCAGCCGGGCGACCUUUGGCCGUGUACGCGGCGCCGUCGCGCCAGGCCUGAUCGUGCUCGGAGGGAACGAGGGGCACAGCGUGCGUGAGAGCUGGAUCACGGACCCGCGCGGCUUCACCGGUAUCCAUGUUCGUGAGGGCGACAAGCUGUCCUGCAAGGGCGCAGUGAUCGAGCGUAACGAGAUCGGGCCCGUGGGCGAGGAGUACGACCCGGCCGUCGACGGCCCCGACCCCGAGAUGAGCCCCCUUGGACGGCCACUCGCCGACGGCAUCAGCAUUGCGUGCCGCGAUAGCGUGGUGCGCGAUAACAAGAUCUGGGACUGCACCGACGCUGGUAUUGUCGUGUACUGCUCCCCCGGGACGCAGGUGGCGGCCAACCGGAUCAUGACGCUGCGGCGCAGCGCGAUGGGUGGCAUCCUCAUGGUGGACGCGACGCCCUUUGACGGCGACUACACGGGCGUGGUGGUCAAGGACAAUAUCCUCGACGCUGCGAGCCGGGCGAUGCGCGUCGGCAUUGGAGUCGGCUUGAGUAUCCUCUCGGACGACAUUGACACCAUCCUCCGCGGCGGCAGCGUCAUCUCCAACGUGCUCAAGGGCAUGUACAUGGGCUUUGGUAUCGCUGCCGCCGGCCUCAAGGGGUGGGUGAUUAGAGAUAAUCACUCGGACGCACGGCACCAGGGCAAGCGCAGCGCGAGAUGCUUCGACGAGCCGGUCAACCCCGCGCCAACGCGCUUCCUGUAUCAUGCCGAGACGAUCACCGACUCGACAGUCCAGGACGGCUUCGUCGACUCGGACUUUGCCUACAUCGUGUGUAUCGACGGCCUCGAGGACGGCACUGAGGCACAUGCCGACCUGCCAGAGGAGGUGGUGGAGGCAGAAGAGCCCGUGCCCGAGCCCCAGUCCGAAGGCGCCCCCGACACGCUCAGCACGGGCAGUGACGUGCUCGACGGCAUCCUGCACCACUCGCAGGCGAGACUUCUCGAGGGCAUCGCCGACAUGGGCAAGUACAUUGACGCUGCUGUUCGCGCGGGGCAGCAGCCGCGCGCAGUGCCGAAGCAGGUCGAGGUCGACGCCGGGUUGUUUACCGACCUCUCACCGCUCGACGCGCACCUCGCCCAGAUCGAGGCCCACCAGACCGCCCUCCUCCUCUCGACGCACGCGCUCACCGGUGCGCUGCGCACGCUCACGCAUCUGUCCGACGAGACGGGCAAAUGGGAGGGCGACGUGCUCCGCCGCAUUCAGGACGAGCUGGCCCUCGUGGAGGACGCUGCCUCUGCGCGACCGGCUGACGGUGAGCCGGCGCCAGGUCGUCGGGCCAAGGCCAAGGCCGCGCGCGACGCAUCGCACGGACUCUUCAGCACCCUCUCGUCGUGGGGUUCCGUGCUCCUGCUAGGCGGCGUGACGGUCGCACUUGCCGGCUAUGGCUUAGUACGCUGGAAGAAGGGCGCGUCAACGUCACGCCACAACAAGUACGCAUAGGGAUAUAGAGACACGUUGGCACGGAAUACAUAGACUAGAC
Vanrija pseudolonga is the source of this 1974-nucleotide messenger RNA. RefSeq lists its product as uncharacterized. The record is from RefSeq and is a predicted model, not a curated record. The transcript is spliced from 3 exons. The coding region runs from base 66 to 1934 and encodes 622 amino acids. Lineage: Eukaryota; Fungi; Basidiomycota; Tremellomycetes; Trichosporonales; Trichosporonaceae.